GCGAAAACCAAAAUUGGUGUUAGUUGUAAACACGGUUGCCUCCCGCAAAACGCGUACACAAGGAUUUGAAUUCUAUUCAAAGCAAUUUUUUUUGGACCACUUUUCUAAAUGUCCGCCGCAGUCGUUCCUUCCGCGGACAACAUUGUCUGGAUCGAUCUGGAGAUGACCGGUUUGGACGUAAACCGGGAUCGCAUCUUGGAAAUCGGCUGCAUUAUCACCGAUAAAGAUUUGAACAUCCUGGCCCGCGGCCCGGGCAUUGCCAUUCACGAAUCGGAAGAAGUGCUCGCUGGCAUGAACGAUUGGUGCCAGAGCAAUCACGCAAAAACCGGUCUGAUCCAGGCUGUUCGGGACUCGAAGAUUGGCCUCGCUCAGGCCGAGCAGCUGGUGCUGGACGUGGUCAAGAAAUACUGCCCGGAAAAGGCAUGCCCGUUGGCUGGCUGCACCGUGCACAUGGACAGGAUGUUUUUGUGGCGGUACAUGCCUCGGUUGCUCGAGUAUUUGCACUUCAGGACGGUGGACAUCACAACGGUGAAAGAACUGUGCAAACGCUGGAAUAUAAAGGUUUUCCGAGCCUGUCCAAGAAAUAAGGAUGCGCACAGGGCGUUGGAUGACGUCGAGGAGAGCAUUCAGCACAUGCGGUAUUUCAAGCAAAAAAUGUUUUGAUUCAUUUUAGUUGAAUAUUUUUAUAUGGAUUCGGUGCAAUGCUUGUUUUUAAGUAGUCUAGUUGAAUUUUGUUCAUUUCGUAAUGAAUUGACAGGUUUUUACAAAUAGUGCAUGUGUUUGCUUUGCCCCUGGGUGAAAAAUAAUUGCCAUAUUACCCCGCUUAUUGUGGGGGAAUUUGCGGUAGGUCUGUUAUAUGGAAAGAUAGAUGACAACAAGGGCAAGGGGAAAAUGGGGUAUCCAAUAUGGGAAAAAUUGAAAAGAACCCUAAAAGUACCGUGUCCCGUCUCUCCCGUUGGUUUGACCGCUUCUAAUCUGAACACUUUUUAAGGUUGAAGGAUUCGUCAUUAACAUAACCGUCACCAGUGAAAAUUCGAAAGCAGUUUUCUCGUUCAAUUCUCAAAUUUCUGCAGUGAAAGUGUAUUCACUGUG
Aedes albopictus (Asian tiger mosquito) is the source of this 1092-nucleotide messenger RNA. RefSeq names its product oligoribonuclease, mitochondrial-like. The transcript is spliced from 2 exons. NCBI's taxonomy places the organism in Eukaryota, Metazoa, Arthropoda, Insecta, Diptera, Culicidae. Bases 109 to 663 code for a protein of 184 amino acids. Gene Ontology annotation, molecular function: nucleic acid binding; 3'-5'-RNA exonuclease activity. Gene Ontology annotation, cellular component: mitochondrion. The record is from RefSeq and is a predicted model, not a curated record.